CGGUGACUGACAGUAGUUUGUAGGUAGUGACAAGGUGGCAUGAAGCAUCAACUUUACUUUGGAACUUGUUUAAAAAAGUUUUUAUUAUAUUAAAAACCCAUUACUUCAUAGCUGCGAAGGUGAAAAAUCAUAGUCAUAACUUGUAUUGUUAGUAUUUAACAGAAUUUGAGUCUUGUCCUUUUAAAUACUUUAUUAAAUUCAUAAUGUCAGCAAAAGGGGACAGUGUCCCCAAAAGUAAAUCUGUAAUUUGGGCUUACGUGUUAUGGUUAUUUGGUGGCAUAUUCGGUGUGCAUCAUUUUUACUUACGAAGAGAUCGACAUGCGUUUGUUUGGUGGACAACGCUCGGAGGAUUUGGAAUCGGAUGGCUUGGCGAGAUAUUUCGAAUUCCUCGAUACGUACGUGACGCCAACGAAGAUCCCGAUCACAUGAAAGAACUGAUGGCAAGAAUGGCCCAGAAUAAAAAGCCUCCAUUCUCUAUGAAUCGUUUCACUGGUAUGCUGAUGGUUGGCUACUCUUGGGGUCAGAUGAUGAUGUAUGCCGUGCCACCUGAUGAGUUGUGGGGAAUAAAUUUCAGAUACCUCAAUCACCUGAUACCUCUUGCUGCAGCUCUGGGUGUGUGGACUGUAGGCAAUAUAGGGAGAGAAAAGGGUAGCCUCAAGUGGCCUCUGGUAGCAGCAUAUGUGUCAUACCGCAUCCGAUAUUACAUUUAUGAUGAAACUAUUUGGUUUACACUUAUGGUGCUGGCAGCAGCACUUGUGUUUGACACCUUCUCAAAGGAGUGGCGCAAGCCUCCAGAAAAGAAACGACAUGUGAUCAAGAGAGUUGCCAUCUUAUCAGUAUGUGCUUGCUUGUACUUGUCUCUCUGGGUGAGCUACUUGUAUUUUCAUGGCAACAUUACAGACAGUGAUGGCAACGAAGUUCCAAUUUAUGAAGCUUUGGAGCACUUCUUCAGUAGUCCAUGGUGGCUGGAUGCGAAGCAGUGCCUCUAUGACACUUACCGAUAUGCGCAGCACCAUGGCUGGUAUGAGGUGUGGAAACAAAUUAUAGAACUUUCUGAUCCUCAUGGCGAACAAAAUGCUUAUAAGGUCCUUGGGCUAGGGCCAGAGGCUAGCCAGCAAGAGAUAACUUCUAGGUGGCGUCGCCUAUCCCGCGAGAACCAUCCGGAUAAGGUGAAAGAAGAAUCCCUUCGGAGGGCGGCACAGGAACGCUUCAUGGAGAUUCAGCAAGCCUACGAAAUACUGUCCAACAGCAAACACAGGAGGAAUCGUCGCAACAAAAAGGAUAACUCCGACAAACAGCAGCCAACUCCAAAGCACGAAGAAAUGUAGACGUAGUGAGUUGUAACACUGUAAAAUACCCGAACUUGUUUUCGAUACAUUUGCAACGUGUCUUAAAAACCUUACGAGUGUAGUUGACUUUGUAAUAUUUACCUUAUUUUGUACGAACCGUGUUUGCUCAACUGCCAUCUGUCCAUUAAAAUAUUGUAAUGUAGUAUCGAAACUAAUUAAAGUGGUUAAAUUUUGUCUGGAGAUGACGCACCGUAUUGUCACUCGUGAAAAUUACUUAACUACAAAAUUAGAUGGAUACUACUGUAUUUCUCCAUUUCUUUUUAAAUCAUUCUACUUCACAACAAUCCAAUUUUUGACAAAAAAAUAAUAUUAUAUGAAAGCUUUAAGGUCAUCGCACAUUAGAACCACCUGGUAUCCGACUAGCACUAACUCGCCUUGUUAUUAUUUAUAUUAACAUUUAUGAAAAUGAGUUUUCUAUGUCAACUCUGGAUCCUUUGGCUCACAUUUAUUUAUAUAUUUCUCUUUUUAUAGAGAGUUGUCAAUUUCACAAGGGAGUCGUUCAGUCCAUUUUUUAUAUCAUUAUAACUAAUUAUUGUUAUUGUUUACCUUCAAAUGUGCGAUUAAUAAAACGAUUUAAUAAAGGUAUGUAUUAGAAGAAAAUUGUUACCUUAGGAAUUUUAUUAUCACAGCUUGCAUGCUAAUCUUGUCGAUAGCGAGUGGCCCUUGAAAAUCGGGAUGGUACUGAGUCCAUACUAUGAACUCUUUAGAGCCAUGAAAAACAGCCGUUAAAGUGAAAUACCGCUCUACUCUACGUAUGUGAUGUCUCGCUUUACCAACUACAGAAAUUACCUCUCGUUUUGAUUUAUAAUACGCCAUUUAGCUCUACUGAGCGAUGACCUUAAACUAGGUAACAUGUGGUUGUAAUAUUCUGUAACUGUUUGGAAGUAUCAUAAAAUAUUUGGAUCUGACACAUAAGUUCUUCUAUUUAUAUUGCGUAACUUUAGAACAAUAACUUAAAGGUACACGUAUUGAUAUUCACCAUUUAGGGGUGAAGAAACACCUCAACUAUAUUUAUUAAUUAAUCUUUGAUGCAUUUAUUCAAUACACAUACCAAAAUGUUAUAUUUAUAAUUUAUUUAUGUCAAAGUAGAUAAUAAGAAGAUUAAUAUAAUUAUGUUCCGUAUGAUUGAUUAAAACCUUAGACUAAAUGAACGUUGAGGGGUUGCUUUCCCGUGACGUAUAAUUCAUUAUAUUUACCUCAGUGUACGAUUCGAUUCGAAUUCCUACGAAGCUGUUGGUAAUAGUACUUCUUAAGACAGUGAAACACAAUACUCGAAAUGUUAUUUCAAUACGCCCAUCAUAAGGACUAUUACAAAUACAUUUUUUUUAUCUAUUUAAUUACUUUACCUAUAUAUGUACAGAUGUUAUGUUUAACUGUAUGUGUUCAAUUGCACUACUGUGGCCAAAUCAAUUUAUAAACAUGCACGGGAAAAAAUCCUUUUGUCAAUCAACCAAAAAAUACACAGAGCAAGCGCAUGAAAGUUUGGGAGCAGGGGCUCGUGACUUCACUAAGUAAAAAUUGUAUCAAGCCAUGACGUCAUGCGACAGUUUAAAUCAAUAUAUCUCUGUAACGUUUUGAUUUUGUGAAUUAAGAAAAAAUGCGUGUCUUAUUCUAUAUGAUAACCUACUUGAUAGACGAAAAAUAAAUAUUCAUCAUUCCCAUUGUGCACGGCACCACAGAGCCUUCCUUUGAUCUGAUUAGUAUACGAUCGAAAAGCAGCGUUAAAAGCGAAAUGCCCAUUAAAUUGCAAUGUCUUAUACUGUAACAACCAAAAUUAAGGCUUAUUCGUGCUAUUGCAAGGCCCUUGGACCGAGAAUUUAUAAUUAUGUGUACUUACUAUAACAGUAUUUAUUUAUUUAUCUCAAUUUAUUAAAUAAGUUAAUGUUUGAGAUAUUUUCUUGGCAAUACUAUCUCACUAAGUGUUGUGAAUAAAUUGUUGCUACCUUUUUAUACGGAGUCUUCCAAUCUUUAUAUACUUCAUGUUUAUUAUGUUAAUUCGUAUUUUAGGUAUACUUUAUUCUAUUUAACAACGAAUAUAAAUGUAAAUUUAUGCCGUCACCUUAAUAAGCAAACUUUUAGUAGAAUAACAAGACGAGUACGAACGUUAAAUUAAAACAGAGUAUGUAAUUCGGUAUUCAAAUUAAGUAAUAUCGCGUAAUGUGAUCGAUUUCGAAUAGUUUGCGAGUCCGAAAUUAGAAUUCGUACUAAGGGUACUGUAACCUUAGCACGAACCAAUAUCGAAUUCGAAUAGUUUGCAAGUGCGUAAUGACAAUGCCACAUUCUUUAUGGAAACUUGAACAGCAGCGCCACAAUUGAAGUAAUGAGAACUAAAAAUCAGUACCAUUUGACGUAUAAAAUAGAUCGUAUUCAACCGUGCGAAUUCGAUAAUGGUUCGUGCUACUAGGGUACUAAUAUGACAUUUACUUGCUUUCAUUAUAAGUUAUGGCAGCGAAUUGUUCAUAAAUUAUCUGAUCCUCUUUCCCUCAUUAGCUCAAAAAUCAUAUCUAAAUACAGUUUCAUUUCGUCAGGCCCUUCUAUUUAUCUUAUAUUUUGAAUAUAAGUAGGUUGGUGUCCAUUUUUCUAACGCAGUUAAUUUAAUUUUUCUUUUUUCAAUUAUAACACCAGACGUGAGUCUGGUGGAAAGUGUGACUCCGACGAAGAUGGAGCACGCUUCCCUAGAAAAAAGACAAAGUCAACUCAAAUUGGAAGCUUAAUACUACUAUUUUGUAUCGUUCACAGUUUUCCCCCUACAAGAAACGAACUAUUCAUUAUCCACACGCGAUUAAAAUAGAUCAAGAAUAUAUGUAUCAGGGAACAGAGAAGCCUGCAGUAAAUUCCUAUGAGCUAUAACGCAAUGAAAAGGGUAAAAUCAGAGCGCUUGAUACGUGCCCAUGGGUUAUUUGCAAAUAUUUUUUUCUGCUUUUUAAUGAAAAAGACAAUAAUUAAACUAGUAAUAAGAUUUCUAGUUGUUUAUCAAGGUGACAGAUAGAAGCAUUUAAGUCUUUUAAGACUGUUUUUUAUGUGUCCUUAUUUUGUUUAUAAUAAUAUUUUUUUAUUAUAACGGAUAAUACUGUCCAUUUAUAUGUACUUAUUUAACAAUGACUAUAGUCUGCUAGUAACUCGUUGAUGGGCGUCACUUUCGCUAAUGUAAAGGAUUGCCGCAUUUAAAUAUCGUUAUAGCUCUAUAUUGUGCUGUGCUGUGCUCUAUUUAGUUAACACACUCCUAAGAUUAUAAGAUAAUACAUGCUGCAUGGCUGUCUUUUUUCUGCAGUGCGGCUGCUAAAAGAAUCCUUUGUAUUAGUUCAUAAUCAAAAAUUUCUUUAUUUAAACUGGCAGCAUAUAACAACUCUUUUGAAUCGUCCAUAUUUUUUCCGCUACCAAACCGUUCAGGACAUUUUGUAGUUGUGUAGAAAAGCGGGCAAAAAAAACUUCACGGCGUUAAAUUAUCUACAAAAUAUUAUAUUGUUACAGUGUCAAUAUAAAAUCAUGUCAUCUAAAGAUGACAGGAUGAUAAUUAUGUUAGCAUCCUGUCUUCUUGACGACAUGACCUAUAAUUGUAUUAUGAUAAAUCAUAAUUAAAUUAUACAAACUGCCUGUCGGAACGUUUGUUUAAACCCAAGCAUUUUUGUCUGAAAUAUAAUCUCCUUAUAAUUGGUAUUUUUAGUAAGAACUUUUUUAAUAGUGGUUUUAAAGGACAUGGUAAAGCUUUGUAUGAGCGACUGCCCUGGCAAUGUAUAAAUACUAUACUUAGUAAUAUUUAAUGUUAAAUGGCUGAAUAUUUAUAAUUUCUAUAAAAAACUUACUACAGUUGAUAAAAGAUGUUGCAAUUAUUUACAGUCAUCAAUUUCGCAUUUUCUUAAAAUCUUUCUUCCCAUUCCUCUGAUUAUCUCCACAAAGUUUUUUUAAAGCAAAAAUAAAUACUAGUAAUUGUUUAUCGUCGGCCUGACAGGAAAUCUGUGAAGGUUUAUUUUAUCCAUUUGCAAAAAUUAAAAGAUUAUUUAUCAUACAGCCUUGUCUCAAGCCUGAUCAGAAUAAUAAAAUCUAUUAUUUAAGGCCUUCAGUGAUUUGUUAUAAUAAAAAUUAGGACCAAAUAUGUCAUAGUUUGAAGGAGUUUAGAAAUAAUAUUGUUUAUUUCAAUAUACUUAACAAAUAUUUUUUGUGUACAUUUAUUGUUCAUUUAUUUUGUGUAACGGAACAUUUUGCUUUUGAAACGGACAUGAAGUCAAUUUUUAUACUUUUAAAUAUUUGAUAAUUUCACGAAAGUUGUAUCAUAAUUAUAAACACAUAAUAAUUAAUAAAAAAAAAAAUGUAAAGUUACGGGCUAGUGCGAAAUAUUUAUACACGUUAAGGGCAGUUUCUUAGUCAUGUCCUUUAUUGACGGUGAAAUGUUAGAUAUAGCUUGGGAUUUUGUUGUACGGGACGUUCUACAUUAUAUAGGCUGCAGAGCUAAGCCUCUUUGGCAAUUUCUCAAUAUGUAAUGCCUAAGAAUACUAUAAUGCCCGCAAGGUCAAAAGUUUCUUAAGAUAACAAGGUAAAAUACUCUUUCGUCGUAUGUUUAAAAAAAAAGGUAUCGGAAAAAUAAAAUGUAUUCUGACAAUCUAAUGAACUGAUAUGACCUACGUCACGAAACAAUUCUUUCAGUGGUUGCACUUUAACACGAGCAUAGCACAGCUCAACAUUGAUAGGUCAGGUCAACCAAGAAAUGUUGUCCGUCAGUGCUUAAGCGUCAUCUGCGCGUUGUUUUAUGCGUUAAACAAACUGUUCAACGCAUUGCCGUUGGCGCAAAAUAUUAAGUGCCUGUAAAGUAAUAAGUAUGUAUUCUUUUUCACAUUGAGCAUACCCGGUAAUUGUAGCCUCAGACAAGAAUGCAUACGCAUCAUUCAAGGCUUACACCAGCUAUUUGCUUAGUGAUAUGUAGGGUACCUCCCCUUGUCUGAUAAGCAUUCGUUGAUCGCUAACAGCUCAAACAGACGGCAAGUGGAUGAUUGACCGAUUGAAAUGACAAUCUUAAGUACAUGAGUAUUUUCUACCAUUACAUUUCGUUUCCACAAAAACGGAUCUGUACGGAGCUAAGCAGUCUUAAAGAAAUUGUCCAAUAGCAUUGCUCAAAAUACAGACAAUGUAUUUUCAGCAAUGCUAUUGGUCAAAAUACACACAAUCUAUUUUGAACAAUGCUAUUGGUAAAUUUCUUUGAGACUGUCCAGCUCCGCGCAGACCCGUUUCUGUGGAAACGAAAACUUACUUUUUUCUUUUCCGUUUAUACUAACUAGAAACGAUUAUCGAGUUUUUUAACGUAUGCAUAAGUUUGCAUAGAUGCGCCUUAACCUAAGGCGUGCGCGAGUUGAUAUCUCUCGCUUUCUCUCUUCUGUGUCUUUUCUAUCCUACUGUCCCUCAAGUCACCUCUUGGGGUUACCAAGAGAAUCGGUGGGACCCAAAAUCAAAUAAAAGUAUAUGAAUAAAUUGAAAUUUUGGUGUGCCCUUUAUAUAUGUUACGUGCAGAUUAUAGUGUUCUUACAUUAGAUAACGCCUUGUGAUCGAUCCGUCCUUUAUUUAUUUUUGUAUUAUUGUAACUCGAAUAAUUCCGAGAGAGCUUUGUAUUUUUUAGGAUGAAUUGUAUUUUUUAUUAUAUUUUACAUAGUUGUAAAAUUUUGGCUGAUUGGUGAAAUACUUAUGUAACAGUAAUAUAUCCAUUAUUUUUAUUAAAAUUGUUUUUUUGUGAUUAAUAAAACAAGAUAAAAU
Molecule: messenger RNA, 7088 nt
Organism: Chilo suppressalis (striped riceborer)
Lineage: Eukaryota; Metazoa; Arthropoda; Insecta; Lepidoptera; Crambidae
Source: the annotation of a GenBank genome assembly